Messenger RNA from Dermochelys coriacea (leatherback sea turtle), 1801 nucleotides. RefSeq names its product N-myc downstream regulated 1 (gene NDRG1). Gene Ontology annotation, biological process: signal transduction. NCBI's taxonomy places the organism in Eukaryota, Metazoa, Chordata, Testudines, Dermochelyidae. Gene Ontology annotation, cellular component: cytoplasm. The coding region runs from base 168 to 1376 and encodes 402 amino acids. The transcript is spliced from 16 exons. The record is from RefSeq and is a predicted model, not a curated record.
GCGCUCGAGCGGGGCGGGCGGCGGGCGGGGCCGGAGCGGUAUAAAUAGCUCGCGAGGCGGGGGCUUGGAGCCAGAUCCGAUCGCGGCGCUGUGCGGCCGGGCCGGGCUCCUCUUGCUGCUGCUGCAGAGACGGACAGAGGCGGCUGCGAGGAUAUCUGCUACUAACCAUGUCGACAGAGCUCCAGGAUGCUCACCUCGCAGAGGUGAAACCUCUGGUAGAGAAAGAUGAGGGAAUCACUCGCCUUCUUCAAGAUUUUGAUGUUCAGGAGCAAGAUGUUGAGACUCUGCAUGGCUCUGUCCAUGUUACUAUGUAUGGGACUCCCAAAGGAAACAGGCCUGUCAUCCUAACGUACCAUGAUAUUGGAUUGAAUCACAAAACUUGCUUCAACCCCCUCUUCAACUUUGAAGAUAUGCAGGAAAUAACACAACACUUUGCAGUCUGUCAUGUGGAUGCACCAGGGCAACAAGAUGGAGCAGCAUCUUUCCCAGCUGGAUACAUGUAUCCCUCCAUGGAUCAGCUGGCAGAAAUGCUCCCUGGGAUCCUAAAACAGUUUGGGCUGAAAAGUGUUAUUGGAAUGGGAACUGGAGCUGGUGCCUACAUCUUAACUAGGUUUGCUCUGAACAAUCCAGAAAUGGUGGAAGGACUAGUUCUCAUCAAUGUAAACCCUUGUGCUGAAGGAUGGAUGGACUGGGCAGCAACUAAGAUUUCAGGAUGGGCUCAUGCCCUUCCAGAUAUGGUCAUUUCACAUCUUUUUGGGAAGGAAGAGAUUCAUAACAGCCAUGAUCUGAUCCAUACUUAUCGCCAACAUAUUGUCCAUGAUAUGAAUCAAACCAAUCUUCAUCUCUUUGUCAACUCAUACAACAGUCGAAGAGAUCUUGAGAUUGAGCGUCCUAUUCCUGGAACAAAUGUUGUUACUCUACAAUGCCCUUCACUGUUGGUGGUUGGUGACAGUUCUCCUGCUGUUGAUGCUGUGGUAGAGUGCAACUCUAAGCUGGACCCAACAAAGACCACACUCUUAAAGAUGGCAGACUGUGGUGGUCUCCCUCAAGUUUCCCAGCCUGCAAAGCUUGCAGAAGCUUUCAAAUAUUUUGUUCAGGGAAUGGGAUACAUGCCGUCAGCUAGUAUGACCAGGCUUAUGAGGUCCCGUACAGCAUCUGGUUCCAGCAUCACAUCUUUGGAGGGACAGAGGAGCAGAUCCCACACUGGGGAAGGAACAAGAAGCAGGUCCCAUACCAGUGAGGGUGACAGGAGCAGAUCCCAUACUGGUGAUGGGUCCAGAAACCGCACUCACCCAGACGCACGCAUUGAGCUCACUCCUAACUCUGCAAGCAAUACUGAACAACCUAGCCCCAAAUCCAUGGAAGUUUCCUGUUAAAUGCCUUUUAAAAAAAAAAAAAAAAAAAACAACCAAAAACCUGGAUGCAGUUUGAAACUGUAAAUUUUAAUAACUGCCCACUGUGUAUCGCAACACAUAGUUGGUAUUAAUAUCAAGCUUUCCUGUAAGAUGAACUCUGUUCACCAAAGUUUGAAAGGGACCAAAGAAAGCAAACAUCUCAAUUGCUCUAUUUUUAUUACUUAACACAGAUGGUUGCUGCUAUUGUGCCCUCCUCCAACUGAUGCCAAAAUUUAAGGGCUGCGUGCCAAAAGUUAUGGCUGUGAAAAUUUCAAAAUCAAACCAGACUUGCCUAACAUCCUGUUCAAACAAAGUUUUGAAACUGAUAUGCCCACUUCUUAUCUUUGUUUUUUCUUUGGCUAAAUAAAGUGACCCAGUUUGUGGCAUGUUUAAAAAAAAAAAAACAC